CUAAAAAGAAAGGAAAUUUGGAUAAGGAUCAAGGCUGAUAUUUUUUGUCCUCAGCCACGUGUUUUGCUCAUCCUCAUCUUCUUCUUCUCCCCGAUGCUCUGCCCCCCGACCCUCUGCACCCGAGAAGCCCCCCAACCACCGCCACCCAUUUCCGGCCGGAAAUCCGGCAAAGCUUGGGGAUUUCUCCCUAUUUUCUUGUCUUAGAACACCUGUUGAACCCAGAAAAUCCCAAAUCUGCGUCUUCCUCCCUCUGCUGUCCGUCGGCUUCAACUUGUGGGUUUGAAAUUUCUGGGCAUUUUUCGCCGCGAGUUCCCCUGCAGAAUUUCUUCUUCUCUGCCGUCGGCUUCUCCCCCCCCUGCUAGGCUUGGUUUUGCUUGCUAAAUUUUGGUAAGUUGCCGGCUUUUCCAAGCUUAAAAUUACCCAUUUAAUUGCUGGGUUUUGUCCAUUAGUUGAUGCUCUGUGUUGUCCGAAUCUGCUGGGAUAGGGGAUGAAUUUGGUAGCCAUUUUAAAUGUGUUUUGUGCUAAAUUUAUGUAGGAAAUUUUGUUAAUUAGGCUGUUGUGAUGUUGUGUAGGAGUAAUCCCGUGACUUAGCCAUUGUUGGCCAAAGCCGUGGGUCUCCAUUGCUUGUCCGGGAAAUUGGAAUGAAUUUUGGGUAGCUUUAAGCUAUGUUUUUAAGUGUGGUUUAUGUAGAAAAUUAGC
Molecule: messenger RNA, 699 nt
Organism: Rubroshorea leprosula
Lineage: Eukaryota; Viridiplantae; Streptophyta; Magnoliopsida; Malvales; Dipterocarpaceae
Source: the annotation of a GenBank genome assembly